UCGCCGGACGUCUGGUCGCAGCUCACCUGUUGCUGGAGUCAUCCACCUUCCAGAGUUAUACACACUCUCUCCUACCUUCCAUCCAGGAACAUCUUUCAUAAUCCUGGCCUCCUCUUCCAAAUAUUUCUUCCACUCCUUCACAACAAAAGAAGAGGACUAAUUAGGGAACGUCGGAGGGCGGCAAGCAACCUACCGGCGGAUGCGAUUACCCUGGUCGACCUGGUACAUUCCGCAAGAGAAGGCGACGAGGAAGAUGGCGGCAGCGUUGGAGCCCUUGAUGGGGAUGCGCCGGGCGCACCUCACGGGCGGGAAUCCGCCCGGCGGCGGUCCAUCCUGGAGGAGCGGCAUCUCCCUCACGCUCGUCAUCCCCGGCUUCUUCUACACCACCGCCUCCGUCAUCCUUACCUGAUCACCACGACGAUCGCCGAGCUCCUUCCUUUCCUCCUCCUCUCCUCCGAUCUAUCGAACGGAUCGAUCCAAUAGUUUCAAGUGGUAGGCAAGUGUGGCGAAGUAGUAAACAAUGCUAUA
This is a messenger RNA of Musa acuminata AAA Group (dessert banana), 528 nucleotides long. RefSeq lists its product as uncharacterized. The annotation marks the transcript as partial. The record is from RefSeq and is a predicted model, not a curated record. NCBI's taxonomy places the organism in Eukaryota, Viridiplantae, Streptophyta, Magnoliopsida, Zingiberales, Musaceae. The transcript has 2 exons.